AUCGCUUUCGAAAGCAAUGAUAACUUUCAGCAACAACAUCCCCUUUUUGGAAUGACGGGUUUUUCGAAGCGGGAAAGAACAUCUAUGGCACAACAAAAUAUUAUGGCAACAAAGUAAUCUUAGCGGAACCAAAACAAUUUAAAGAUACUACUGAACUUUCGUGAAAAUCGGUUGUAACAAAUGUCAAUUUAGGGAAAUAUAUUGUUUUACAAGACCACAGGCUCUCACAAGGAGAAUACAAGGAUAUUCUAUUCUUCUCUCAAAUUAUAUUGAAUAAGAUGAAAUCUAGACGCACCCAAAAGUCUACAAAACCCCGUUUACAAGACCCCAAACUCGCUGAUAAGGGGCACAAGUCAGCCUCGAAGAGCCAUGCCAAACCACCAUGUGAAUCUUAUCCUGCCCAAAAAAAACCUUUCACUGGGAAGCUAUUCUACUUAGAUUUGCCAUCAAACAGAAGAGCAGAGACAUUAGAGAACGAUAUCAAAAGUUUUGGAGGGAUGGUGGAGAAGUUCUUCAGCAAGGAGAUCAAGUACCUGGUGUCUAAUAAGAGAGAGGCCAGGUAUGUGCAGUGUCAUGGCCGCGACUCACUUGUCCCAAGCCCUGACUCUGGGCACAGCUCCCCCAACCCUCUCCCCCGUCCCGGCAGCCACAGAGACAGCCUCAAAGGAAGCUCCCAGGGCCAGGCAGACAUGGUGGUCAUAAGCAGGGGCAAGUCUUUUGUGAAGAGAGUUGUAAAAGAGCAGGUGAGAAUACAUGUCAACGAGAUCCUGUCCAAUGCUCUGGAGUGGGGAGUGAAAAUCCUGUACAUUGAUGAUGUAAUAGCUUAUAUGGAAAAGAAGAAAAGGAAUGUUAAGUGUACUGCUGAAAAGCCAACCGCAACCACAGCUGCUGUCAAGAAAAAUGCCAAAGGAGAACCUACACAAAAACCAGCCUUCCAGAAGUAUAAGGGUGGAAGGAUCCGUAAACCCUUUGUAAAGGUAGUGGACUCCAGCAGACAUUACCGUCCAAUUUAUCUGGCCAUGCCGAACAUGCCAGAGUUUAACCUAAUGUCAGCUCCCCCCUGCAGUCCAUUCUAUGUAGAGGACCAGGAACACUCUGGGAAGAGACCUAAAGUGCACGGGUGUCUCAGGGACCGAGGGGCGAGAGUGUCAGCCAGUGAGGAGAGGGGGCAGGACCGGGCCAGGAGGAACAGGGAGAAGAAACGUGGAGGCUACUGCGAGUGCUGCACGCUCAAAUACAACAACAUCAAAGCUCACCUGCGGAGUGAGCAGCACAAGGCCUUCUCCAGAAGUGAUGAGUACCUGGUGGUGGACAGGCUCAUCACCACACUGCCCUUCAACUUCAGUCACGUCAAAACAACACAAACUCCAACCACAAGGUCAAAGUACAGCAUAACCUCCCUGAUGUGUGUUCCUGGACCCAGUAUACAGAUGGAGGGAGGUGUGGAAACCAAAGAGCUGAAGGGGGGAUUAAUGUCCCUCUGGUCUACUACAGUGGAGCCCCCUCUCUCCCAGAGUGUGGAAAACCCCUUGGAACAGCCUCGGAAGCGCAGCCGAGGAGCCCCUGUUCCCCACAGCCCCAGCGAGGGUGAGAAGAGGUGCUCUUACGUCCCAGACAGACCCCAGCCCAAGCACAGAUCCCUGUCCUGCAAACAACGCUGCCGACAGGGAUCCCCCCGCAAGCACCCCCAGAGGGCUGGGCUGAGUCAGACACCUGUGUCUAAUGCUGAAAUAGACCCUUCUACCCUUGACUCUGUCGCUAACCCCAGACUUUCCUAUCAUGGCCAGAGAACUCACACAGGCAAAGAUGGCCGCUCUUCAUUUAGUCACACAGAGGAUUUACAAUGUGGCGAUCCAGCUGGACGUGUGAAGGUCCCUUCCAGUCAGCACAAGGUGGCAGGGCCUUCAGAACACCACAAGCUCAGAGCUUUAGAGGAGAGUGAACUGAGUCAGGAUACGUUGGCUGGAGAAAGUCUUCCCGGGAAUACUGGGGGUGUUCCGGAGCUCGAGGCAGGAGACACGGAGACACACACCCCUCCUGCCAGGACGUUACAGAGGAGGGUCAGGGAUUACAGACGGAAGAGAAGGAAAGUUGAGAAGCAGCAGACUGCUCAGGAGCAGGAAAAAACGAGCAAUGUUCCCAGCAGCUCUCUGCUGAACCUCUGGCAACUGUUCCACUCCAGUGAGGACAUGGAGUGUGAGUUCAGAGGCUUUCCCAGCUGUUCGACUCCAGUGAGGACAUAGACUGGGAGUUCCAGGCCUUCCCCAGCUAGAGAGGAGGAGGAGGGGGUGGGGAGUCAGGGUGACCCAGAAUCUUCCCAAUAUGAGCGCUAACCUGUGCCGGACUCACCCAAUGAACUUAUUGUAUGACAGUUUCAUUGAGUGACAUAGCAGAUCUAUAUGGGAACCCAUUGACUGUGGCUCUUUAAACCUAUGACUUCUAUAAAGGGAAUAGUUCCCUUCAGGUUGGGAGGGUGGUGGCGCAACACUGUUGUGUUGAUUUAACCAUGGCAGCUUCUAGUCUACCUGGCUUUUUUACCAUAACUGGUUUUAUCUGGAGAACAGCCUGGAGCACUAUCCCCAGUUCUGUACAACGCCUGCAUGUGUUCUGGUGUCCAGAGGAACUGCAUGGUUGUGUUUUUAGUAUGUGGUAUUGUACAUUUUUAAAACAUUUAAAAAAUAAAAAGGGAUACAACCGAAGGUCUUCUAUUGAAUUGUCAUUACAUUUACGUACAUAUUGUACAGGUGAAAAAGGUCUGUUUGAUAAAUGAAAGACUACCUAAACCGCUCUGACAUGUCUGUGAUCAGUUGAAUGAGCACAUUCUCAUAGAUAAGAGUACAUAGCUCUGACCCUGGACAAGCUGUGUUACACAAAGGAGAGGACUCCCUCAAGGCUAACUUGUCAUAAAGCACACCGUCCUCUUAUACAGCCACCAACACAGAGAGACUCUGAGACAAGGCGAGAGGGAUUGCUUCCUCUUUCCCUCCGUAACAGUAAUAAAGAAGUAUUUGCACUUUCUCAUGUACUGAAUGCAUCUAGAAUUCACCUCAGCAUAACUGAAGGAGAAAUGCAUCCGUUUUCUAGACUUACCUUAUUUGUGUGCCUGUAUUUAGCAUAGUGCUCUUGUUCUCCCUCAUUUCUUUAAAAUGAAUGCACUGGGGUCAGAUGGGAGUUGUUAUGUGGUGCUGGUGAUUAGUGACUGAAUAGGAGAUGCAAUUUAAACUUGGUGUCUGGGGCAGGCAGGGCCGUGCACAGACCUUUUGGGGGGGGGGGGGGGGGGGGGCUGGCUUGAUGCCAGCAGGGCAGCCCUGUUCUGCCUCUCAAAUAUCGUAAUGCAUUUGCCAGAAUAUGUAACAUCUUCCUCCCAUAAUGUUGAAGUCAUAAUAUCGAUGUUACAGCUUCUUUAGACAUAGGUCAAGUUUGGGUGGCUACUGGCAAUUUCUGAAAUAAGACCACAUCACCAGGUAGCCUGUUGUUCUGGCAAUGAUGAGUCAGUAGUUGAUUGCUGAACUGUAUUUUAUAUGGAUGAUUAAUGUAGGCCUACUCUGUUUUUGCCAGGUAAUACUGUCUUUCUGUCCACAAAUCUGGAUAGGUUAGGGCUAUUUGGAAUCCUUGGGACAUCCCUACCCUAAACCUAAGCUUAGUUUAACCCAUACCACCUUUGCCCAACAAUGCUGAUGACUGGUCAUUGUCAGUGGAGUGUAUUUAUCAAUGCCAAUGGAAGCCAGCCCCACCUCCCAAAAUUACCAAGGAACAAAUAAAAAAAACAAAAUAAUUUA
This is a messenger RNA of Oncorhynchus kisutch (coho salmon), 3779 nucleotides long. Its product is annotated as protein DBF4 homolog A. The record is from RefSeq and is a predicted model, not a curated record. The transcript has 13 exons. Gene Ontology annotation, biological process: regulation of cell cycle phase transition; positive regulation of nuclear cell cycle DNA replication. Gene Ontology annotation, cellular component: Dbf4-dependent protein kinase complex. The coding region runs from base 279 to 2243 and encodes 654 amino acids. Lineage: Eukaryota; Metazoa; Chordata; Actinopteri; Salmoniformes; Salmonidae. Gene Ontology annotation, molecular function: zinc ion binding; protein serine/threonine kinase activator activity; nucleic acid binding.